UCUCCCUGUUUGCAUGCACGUUCUAUCUCAUCUGGGCCUGGCUGAGGGAGAUAAUUUUUUUGUCUGAUUUCAUCAGUAUUUUUAACUCAUCCUGGAUGGUAUACAUGCCCACUGAUCCAUCCCAUUCCUCUUCCGCCUUGUUCUGCCUCCCUUUUCGCGAUCCCCGUUGCGCUAGCCACGCGCCUACUUUCGCCUCCUCGCGCGCCUUGUCCGAGCAGAUCCCAAGAUAGGUAUCACAUGUGCGCAGCCUCUGGGUUAGAGCCCCGACUGUGAAUUCAAUUCGGACCGAUGGCUUCCAACAACCACAAUGUAGCGCGACCAGGCCUGCCCGUGUCGUACUCGCAGAGCAGUAUGGGGUCCGGUAAUGGGUUACAAUACUCGCAAUCGCAAAUGGGAUCCUUCAAUGCUUCCCAAUCCGUCGCCUCAACUCCCCGAGCAACACCACCACCCAAGGGAUCGCAACAGUCAACCAUGUCGUUUAACUAUCCCAACGGUAUGCCGAACAUGGCUAGAAACAGUUUUAGUGGGAUGGAGGAAUCGAAUGGUUAUGGGCCAAUGAUGACAUAUCAUGAAGAGUUCAAGCCUCAGAUCUACAGGGCCGUCUAUUCGAAUAUCGCGGUUUACGAAAUGGAAGUCAAUGGGGUCGCCGUCAUGAAGCGUCGCUCCGACUCUUGGUUGAAUGCCACACAGAUUCUUAAGGUUGCCGGGGUAGCGAAAGCCAGAAGAACAAAAACUCUCGAAAAGGAAAUUGCGGCCGGUGAACAUGAAAAAGUACAAGGAGGGUACGGAAAAUAUCAGGGGACCUGGGUGAAUUACCAAAGAGGCGUCGACCUUUGCCGGGAAUAUAACGUCGAAGAAAUGCUGAGGCCCCUUCUUGAAUAUGACAUGGCCCCCAAUGGAACCAACCCUGCGGUGCACGAUACGUUGGAUACACCUACGAAGGAACAAGCGAUGGCCGCACAAAGGAAACGUCUCUACAGCGGUGUGGAUAAUCGUGGUGUGAGUCAACCACAACAGGGCACUUUCUUCCAGAACAUCUCUCGCACUGCCGCGACCGCCGUCAACGCUAUCAGUAAAGCUCGUUUCGACUCCCCUGCCGCUCGGGGCACUGACAAUAGACGAACGAGUAUGAUUCGCAGGCCUUCGCAACAGAUGAGCAGCCAAGAGUCCACGAUGCCCUACAACAGCCAGCAAAGCAUGUAUAGUGUGACGUCUGAUAGUGGCUUCGGGAGCAACUUCCAGAACAGCAAUCGAUAUCCGCCCAAUGAUGCCUCAGGCCUUGAUCAUGAGGAGCCCAUGGAGCCUCCUCUGAAGCGCAUCAGAUCUUCCUCCAACCACCCACCGUCGUUUGGAAUGCAUCGUGAACCUUCGACAUUGUCAAUGCAUGAGCCAACACCAACUGAACCCAAUGACUCCUUCUACCAGGACAUGGAUAUUUCAAAUUCUAUGGCGGAUGGCAACCCACGUGGCUCAGAGCCCGUUGCCGCGCCCUCAACACCACACAGGUUUCAGAAGAUGAAGCUGAUCAUGACGCUGUUCCUUGAUAAACGGACCAAAGAUUUCUCAAACCACCCUGCUCUACUACAGCUAAGCGGCGAUGACCUAGAGAUUCCACUCGACGAGUAUCGGAACAACGCUCUGCACUGGGCAGCUAUGCUUGCCCGUAUGCCAUUAGUGCAUGCACUUAUUGAGAAGGGUGUCAGUAUUUUCCGUCUAAAUGGCGCUGGGGAAACGGCAUUGCAAAAGUCUGUUGGGACAAGAAACAAUCUUGAUUACCGAAGCUUCCCGCGUUUACUGCAGGUGCUUGCUCCCACUAUUGACAUGGUUGACUUUAGCGGACGUACAAUCCUCCACCAUAUUGCAGUGAUGGCAGCAACCGGGGGCGGAGGUCAUGUGUCAGCCAAGCACUACAUGGAAGCAUUGCUUGAGUUCAUAGUCCGUCAUGGGGGGACUUCAGUCGGCCAGCAGAUCUCCAAUGGUGCCAUCGAUAAAGGGCAGAAUGGUCUACAACCAGGCCAAGUCAUAACACUGGGUCGAUUUAUCUCGGAAAUAGUCAAUCUCCGUGAUGACCAGGGAGAUACUGCACUCAAUCUGGCAGGCCGUGCACGUUCUGUCCUCGUGCCUCAACUUCUGGAAGUGGGUGCGGAUCCUCACAUACCCAAUCACACUGGUCUCCGGCCUGCAGACUACGGUGUCGGCGUUGAUAUGAUAGACGGCAAUCCGCAAUCCCAGCAGUCUGGGAAUAGGAAUGAUUCCUUCACAGAUCAACUUGCCAAGGCAAAGAAAGAAAUUCUUGACACAACAUUAUCCCAAAUCAACACAAUGGUGCAGGAAACAUUAAGCAGUAUUGACAAGGAGCUAUCUUCGAAUUUGACAAAGAAGCAAGAGAAGUUUGACCACUGGCAUUCAAAAAUCCGGGAAACUGCGAAGGCGCGGCAAAUUGAGCAAAAACAGCUUGAUGAAUUAAGGCGCAGAUCAUCAGACCGUGUGGAGCUCGAAAGACGGAUAAAAAAUCUGGAAAGAUCGUCCCAAGAUCUUGUUGCAAACCUGAAGAAUGCUCACAGUCAAUCGCUCGGUCCAUCAAAAAUUGUCACGGUUGGAGAUGCCGACAAAGACUCUGGGGUUGAAGUUGCCGAAUUCGAGUCCAUAUUCCCUGAAGACUUUGACCCUGCCUCUGGAUUUUCCGAGCAACAGGCCGCCUAUCUUGCAUCGUUACCAUCCGUUGGGACAUUGCAACAACGCAUAAAAUGUUACCAAGAUUUCAACGGGGAAUUAUUUUCUGAGGUGGGCCGGCUCAGGUCCAAGAAUGUGGUACUUGGGGAAAACUACCGACGAAUGGUAAUAGCGUGUACAAAUUGGACAGCUGAGCAAGUUGAUGAGGCUGCCGAGGGAUUAACACAGUGUGUCAAGGAAAUCAACGAUAACCCAGUACCCGAAGACGAGGCUAUUGAGAUUUUGAUGAGAGACCGUGGCCAGGAUUGGUAGAGGGCUCUUCACGACUAGUUCUUUUCGAAGUUUACGAUAUUUCGCGUCAAUACUUUUGUUUAUCUGACUGUCCUUGGAUUCAGCUACGCAAGGAGGUAUUGUUCAUAUAUGGGAUUUUGUUUUACAAGCAUUCGUGGAGUUAUCUUCAUUGUGCCUUUUGUGGCGUUUUUCAGCAUUCAGUCUGUGUUUACAGAUACCCUGAGGGCAGAUAUAAUGAGUUUAGAUCAUGUUAUAUUAUUUCAUUCAUGGCUGCAUCAAGUUUGAUGCCAAGCUGAUCAUGCUUCUGUUCUUUUUGGCAAAAUUCCAUCAAUCAUGAUUCCAUGUCUUCGACUGCAACAAACUGCAUCGUUUAAAUUUUCAGAUUCUGGAUUCUUGGCUGCCAUCCACACUUUGUCUUGGUGUCUUGUCUUCGUGUCUUGUCUUCGUGUCUUGUCUUCGUGUCU
Molecule: messenger RNA, 3428 nt
Organism: Aspergillus wentii DTO 134E9
Lineage: Eukaryota; Fungi; Ascomycota; Eurotiomycetes; Eurotiales; Aspergillaceae
Product: putative APSES transcription factor (MbpA)
Exons: 4
Coding region: 289-2985 (898 amino acids)
Cellular component (GO): MBF transcription complex; SBF transcription complex
Molecular function (GO): DNA binding; protein binding; transcription coactivator activity
Source: RefSeq, a predicted model, not a curated record